This is a messenger RNA of Piliocolobus tephrosceles (Ugandan red Colobus), 4474 nucleotides long. It is a transcript of the gene MCF2L, whose product is annotated as MCF.2 cell line derived transforming sequence like. Gene Ontology annotation, biological process: positive regulation of Rho protein signal transduction; intracellular signal transduction. The record is from RefSeq and is a predicted model, not a curated record. The coding region runs from base 26 to 2776 and encodes 916 amino acids. Gene Ontology annotation, cellular component: cytoplasm. Gene Ontology annotation, molecular function: guanyl-nucleotide exchange factor activity; protein binding. The transcript has 24 exons. NCBI's taxonomy places the organism in Eukaryota, Metazoa, Chordata, Mammalia, Primates, Cercopithecidae.
CAAGGCCAUCGAAAGUUUCGCCCUCAUGGUGAAGCAGACGGCUCAGAUGCUGCAGUCCUUCGGGACCGAGCUGGCCGAAACAGAGCUGCCCAAUGACGUCCAGUCGACGAGCUCAGUGCUGUGUGCACACACAGAGAAGAAGGACAAGGCGAAGGAGGAUUUGAGGCUGGCACUGAAAGAGGGGCACAGCGUUCUGGAGAGCCUCGGGGAGCUGCAGGCUGAGGGCUCAGAGCCCGGCGUGAACCAGGACCAGCUCGACAACCAGGCCACGGUGCAGAGGCUCCUGGCCCAGCUGAACGAAACCGAGGCUGCCUUCGAUGAGUUCUGGGCAAAGCAUCAGCAGAAACUGGAGCAGUGCCUGCAGCUUCGGCACUUCGAGCAGGGCUUCCGGGAGGUCAAAGCCAUCUUGGACGCAGUGUGCCAGAAGGUAGCAACCUUCACGGACAUUGGCAACAGUCUGGCGCAUGUGGAGCACCUGCUGAGGGACCUGGCCAGCUGCGAGGAGAAGUCGGGCGUGGCUGUGGAGAGGGCCCGGGCCCUGUCUCUGGACGGCGAACAGCUCAUCGAGAACAAGCACUACGCCGUAGACUCCAUCCGCCCCAAGUGCCAGGAGCUGCGGCACCUCUGCGACCAGUUCUCUGCAGAGAUCGUGAGGCGGAGGGGGCUGCUCAGCAAGUCCCUGGAGCUGCACCGCCGCCUGGAGACGUCCCUGAAGUGGUGUGAUGAAGGGAUUUACCUGCUGGCCUCACAACCUGUGGACAAGUGCCAGUCCCAGGACGGCGCGGAGGCUGCCCUCCAGGAAAUCGAGAAGUUUUUGGAGACCAGUGCGGAAAAUAAGAUCCAGGAGCUCAACACGAUUUACAAAGAAUACGAAUCCAUCCUCAACCAAGACCUCAUGGAGCACGUGCGAAAGGUCUUCCAGAAGCAGGCGAGCAUGGAGGAGGUGUUCCACCGCAGGCAGGCCAGCCUGAAGAAGCUGGCGGCCAGGCAGACGCGGCCCGUGCAGCCGGUGGCCCCCAGACCCGAGGCACUGGCAAAGUCGCCCUGCCCCUCCCCAGGCAUUCGGCGAGGCUCGGAGAACUCCAGCUCCGAGGGCGGUGCGCUGCGGAGAGGGCCCUACCGGAGGGCCAAGAGUGAGAUGAGUGAGAGCCGGCAGGGCCGCGGUUCUGCAGGGGAGGAGGAGGAGAGCCUGGCCAUCCUGCGCAGGCACGUGAUGAGCGAGCUCCUAGACACAGAACGGGCCUACGUGGAGGAGCUGCUGUGCGUCCUGGAGGGCUAUGCCGCGGAGAUGGAUAACCCACUGAUGGCUCACCUCCUGUCAACAGGCCUUCACAACAAGAAGGAUAUUUUGUUUGGAAACAUGGAGGAAAUCUAUCACUUCCACAACAGGAUAUUCCUCAGGGAACUGGAAAACUACACCGACUGCCCAGAACUGGUUGGAAGAUGCUUUCUGGAGAGGAUGGAGGAUUUCCAGAUCUAUGAGAAGUACUGUCAGAACAAGCCCCGCUCCGAGAGCCUGUGGAGACAGUGCUCCGACUGCCCAUUCUUCCAGGAAUGCCAGAGGAAGCUGGACCACAAGCUGAGCCUGGACUCCUACCUGCUGAAGCCGGUGCAGAGGAUCACCAAGUACCAGCUGCUGCUCAAGGAAAUGCUGAAAUACAGCAAGAACUGCGAGGGGGCUGAGGACCUGCAGGAGGCGCUGAGCUCCAUCCUGGGCAUCCUGAAGGCCGUGAAUGACUCCAUGCACCUCAUUGCCAUCACCGGCUAUGACGGGAAUCUCGGCGACCUGGGCAAGCUGCUGAUGCAGGGCUCGUUCAGCGUCUGGACCGACCACAAGAGGGGCCACACCAAGGUGAAGGAGCUGGCCAGGUUCAAGCCCAUGCAGCGGCACCUGUUCCUGCACGAGAAGGCAGUGCUCUUCUGUAAGAGGCGGGAGGAGAACGGGGAGGGGUACGAGAAAGCCCCCUCCUACAGCUACAAGCAGUCCUUGAACAUGGCCGCCGUCGGCAUUACGGAGAACGUGAAGGGAGAUGCUAAGAAGUUCGAGAUCUGGUACAACGCGCGUGAGGAGGUCUACAUCGUCCAGGCACCAACUCCUGAGAUUAAGGCCGCAUGGGUGAAUGAAAUUCGGAAAGUGCUGACCAGCCAGCUGCAGGCUUGUCGAGAAGCCAGCCAGCACCGGGCGCUGGAGCAGUCGCAGAGCCUGCCCCUGCCGGCCCCGACCAGCACCAGUCCCUCACAAGGAAACUCAAGGAACCUCAAAAAGCUGGAAGAAAGGAAAACAGACCCCCUGAGGCUGGAGGGAUAUGUCAGCUCAGCACCACUGCCACAGCCCCCCGAAAAGGGCAAAGGUUGGAGCAAAACUGCACACUCACUGGAGGGACCUGAGGAUGACGGGGGCUGGUCAAGUGCAGAAGAGCAGAUUAACUCGUCCGAUGCCGAGGAGGACGGCGGGCUGGGCCUCAAGAAGCUGGUUCCGGGUAAAUACACGGUCGUGGCGGACCACGAGAAGGGAGGCCCUGACGCGCUGGUCGUGAGGAGCGGGGACGUGGUGGAGCUGGUGCAGCAGGGCGACGAGGGCCUUUGGUAUGUCAGGGACCCGACCACUGGCAAGGAGGGCUGGGUGCCGGCCAGCAGCCUGUCCGUCCAGCUGGGCCCGUCCGGCUCGGCCCAGUGCCUGAGCAGCUCAGAGUCGAGCCCGGGGUCGGCCGUGCUGAGCAACUCGUCCAGCUGCAGCGAGGGCGGCCAGGCCCCCUUCUCCGACCUGCAGGGGUAGCGCCGCGCAGCGUGGGCGCAGGAGACCCGCGCGCUGUCUGGGGCUGCCACUGCCAGGGCUGGCGUGGCGCGGGGAGGGCGCAGUGCCCCCGGACGUUCCGAGGAAGGGGCACCUCACUGCCCCGACCCAGAGCGCCUGGCCGUGCGGGCUGCAGAGGACCCCUCCAGGGCAGAGGCUGGUUCCACGGAAGACCCCGGCCCGCUGGGGCUUCCCCGGAGACUCCAGAGCCCACAGAGGACCGGCCGCAGGGAACAGCCCCGGGCAGGAGGCGUCGGGCAGCGGCAUCUCCUGGCUCCACCCUGCUGCUUCUGCCUCCGGACGGCGCUUUCAGGGUGCGGGCAGACCAUGGUGCAGCCGCUUCUGCAGAAGUGGAUGAUUGACCAGUGACCUGAGGAGAGCCGGGCGUGGGGACUCUCUAUCUUUUACAAGUUUUAGGAUUUUUUUUAAGCAGGGAUCAAUCCUGUGGCCAUUUUUUGUGGUACUUUGGCCUCAAUUCUUUACCAGGAAUCACUGUGUUUACAUGAAAUGACAAUUUGAUACUGUAUUUGAUAGAAAACUAUUUUUUGUUACCGGGGUUUACAUAGAAGCACGCUGUUUAUACCAUUAAAUGACUUUGGGGGACUCUCCCGUGGGAACGGCUGCCACUCCCUGAAGCUCCCUGGUCACAGGUGGGUGAAAACGUGUCCCUGGGUGACAUCAGGUGGUGUCUGCACCACCAAAAGCGGUUAGAAGCCAAGGAGAUUCCUUUACCUACCUAGGGUUCAUUUUCAAAAGAAAAUUUAAACUAUAAUUUAAACAAUUAACUUUCUUUUCUACAAAAAAAAAAAAUGCAGGGUCUUGAUUUUUUUAAAGAGCUUCACUGAAUUAGGAUAUUUUUAUUGCUUUUAAAGAAAAUACAAAGAUGCAGUUUCUGCAGGGUGUCGUGGACCACUGCUGCUGACCGUAGCUCAGAGAACCCCGCCCUGCCUCACUGCACGGCAGCCUCCUCGGAGGCCGCACCUCCGCUCCCCUCGCCACACACCCCUGCCUCCCACCCAGGUCCACCUGCCACCUGGUGACCCCCUUGAGUACAGAAGUGUAAGUGGGGAGAGUAUUUUAUUCAAGUCACAGCAGAACUGGAAAGAAAACCUCUCCUGUUUUACCCUUCUUGUGUUUCAGAAACAUAUUCUGUUAUUUUAAAGCCUUUUCGGUGUCUAGUCUGCAGAUGUUGUUGUAUGUGUGCACCUCUGACCAUGUGUGUACGUGUGUGUCUCGCUGGAGAGGACAUAUUCGCUAUCCCCGUGCUGCUGGACGAGCCGCCUCACAGCCUCACGGUUCCCAGCCCCAGCACACUGGAGGCGGGCGAGGCUGCAUUCCCCUCACGCUUCCCUCCGGGCGGCUUGCAGCCGUCACUGGCCAGACCUCCAGGGUGCGGAAUCAAUAGGAAGCGUGCAGAGACUCGGUAGCUUUUCCUCUGAUGUGUAAGUUAUCUGGAACGUGCUGUGUCCUGCGACGUCCCUGAUGGACUGUGCAGGCACAGUGCCUCCGUCUCGUCGCGCAGCUGCGCGCCCUUGUGUGACCCUCCCCAUAAAGGCACUUUACAGCUUCAUGUUUCAUCCACUGUCACUUUUUUUUAAACUGCUGAUGUAAAUGGAAUUUUAAAAGCAGAGUUCUUUAUUGUAUGGAUGAAGUUUGAAUAAAUAUCAGCAACUCCUGCCA